Molecule: messenger RNA, 3563 nt
Organism: Pungitius pungitius (ninespine stickleback)
Lineage: Eukaryota; Metazoa; Chordata; Actinopteri; Perciformes; Gasterosteidae
Gene: abhd17b
Product: abhydrolase domain containing 17B, depalmitoylase
Exons: 5
Coding region: 788-1654 (288 amino acids)
Biological process (GO): protein depalmitoylation; regulation of postsynapse organization
Cellular component (GO): endosome membrane; plasma membrane
Molecular function (GO): palmitoyl-(protein) hydrolase activity
Source: RefSeq, a predicted model, not a curated record
GCUGGUUGGACUGAGCAUAGCAAUGGUGAUCCCCGGUUGGUUGUAAUAAACGUCAAUCAAAACAUUAGGUCACCACUAUGCGGCGUAUUUCAGCAGCCGCCCAUACAUGUCAUAGUUGUACCAUUCGUGAACUCGUUUCAGCAGUCUCUUGGCUAUUGGUCAAUGAAACUGCCAAUCAUAACUCCCUACUUCCUCCUUACGUGCUGGAAUAACAAGUAGAGUGGUUUUCUCAAGGUAACGAGAGCGGUGAUGUUUUGGAGUCAAGCCGGGGACCGACGGGCGUUUGACAGGAAUUUAACCUAUUAAAUGUCAUCAUUUAAUUUACCCAUGUUCCCGUUGAACAGAAUACACUUGGACGUUUUUGUAUGAAUAGACCUCGUUAUCAGUCAGGACCAUAUGUUGAGAAGACCGAGAGGAGGAAAAAAACGACCGUUUCGGAGGCUGUCUGGACCUGGACCCGGAGGACUAAGCGCCUUGCUAUUAGUGACGUUACCUCACAGCUGCGGUGCCAAGAGGGAUAUACACUCCCAACGUGACAAACCAAGGAAUAGGGCACAGAACCGGGGAUAAUCUGGCCGAGCCCAACCGUGACACUCCAGGCGUCGAGAAGGAGAUCGUUUAGUUGGCCUGGUGCCAAAAUAAAACCUGCCAACAGCGACGUGAAAGACGGAGUGAAACACUACACGAGCCUCCAUCGCCUUCCAGUAAAAUCGGCGAGGGGCUCCAUUCUGUCACCGCGGCAGGGAGGUUUAGGACUAAUAGGUUGACAUAAAAUAACGCUUUCAGGAUGAACCACUUAUCCCUCAGCGAGCUAUGUUGCCUGUUCUGCUGUCCACCGUGCCCCAGCAAGAUUGCCUCCAAAUUGGCCUUCCUGCCUCCAGAGCCCACCUACAGCCUCAUGUCCGACGACAGUGGCAGCCGGUGGACGCUGCACCUCUCAGAGCGCGCCGACUGGCAGUACUCGUCCCGCGAGAAGGACGCCAUCGAGUGCUUCAUGACCCGCACGACGAGAGGGAACCGCAUUGCCUGCAUGUUCGUCCGCUGCUCGCCCAGCGCUCGAUACACCCUGUUGUUCUCCCACGGAAACGCAGUGGACCUGGGCCAGAUGAGCAGCUUCUACAUUGGCCUGGGCUCACGGAUCAACUGCAACGUCUUCUCCUACGACUACUCGGGGUACGGGGCGAGUUCGGGGAAACCCUCUGAGAAGAACCUGUACGCAGACGUCGACGCUGCCUGGCAGGCUCUCCGGUCCCGGUACGGCAUCCGUCCAGAGAACGUGAUCGUGUACGGCCAGAGCAUCGGCACCGUGCCCUCUGUGGACCUGGCGUCUCGCUACGAGAGCGCCGCGGUCAUCCUCCACUCCCCGCUGACCUCCGGCAUGAGGGUGGCCUUCCCUGACACCAAGAAGACCUAUUGCUUCGACGCCUUUCCCAACAUCGACAAGAUCUCGAAGGUAACAUCUCCAGUGCUGGUGAUCCACGGCACGGAGGACGAGGUCAUCGACUUCUCCCACGGCCUGGCGCUGUACGAGCGCUGCCAGCGCCCCGUGGAGCCGCUAUGGGUGGAGGGCGCAGGGCACAACGACGUGGAGCUCUAUGGACAGUACCUGGAGAGACUCAAACAGUUUGUGGCACAUGAGCUGGUCAACUUGUAGAGCAGCCGGGAAAAGGAUGGGGAGGAAUGAAAGAGAAGGAACAGUUCUCCAGAGGGGUUGAUAAUGGAGAAGUCGUCAAACGUUUCCUUUUUUUGUAAAGUGAUGCAGGUAAAAGUGCUGUUUUUGUGUAGUACUAAAGUUUUGGUGGUACCCUCUUCUGAUUAUCUGGCGCCUCUCCCCGGCGGAGCUCCAGUUUGCCUCCCAGCUCCACCUGCUGCAGCUGUGACGCUACAAGCACCCACCUUUUUGUUUUCCCUUUUCAGAUAUUAUUUUUAUGUUUUGCACAUUGAGAAAGUCUGUGAAUGAAAGAAAGUAUACUUGUGUGUGUAUGUGUGACAUUGUCGCUGCCUUUUGAGAGGACGUGGUCCACUGUUCUGAGGCUAUUUUCUUUUUUUAAGUUUUGAAUAACCGCCUUCUACAGACUUGACUGGAUCCAAAGUCGACCCGACUCUUAAGAUCCAUCUCAACUCAAUCUGUCCGGUUCAGACCUGCACUCUGCAGUCACUAUGAAUUUCCUCUUUUUGGAUUAUUGUUUAAUGUAUUUUUUAUGUUUUACUUGGUAUUUUGCACAUAUCAGCUGUCACUGACUAACUGUAAAAGACAAACUGGCAUUAUCUAGCUGGGCCAGUGUUGCCAAAUACUUAGUAUACUAUAUAGCAGAGAGUCAGACAUACACACAACUUAACAACAAUAAAAAUUGCCUCCACAGCUCUAUAAGAUGUAAUCUGUCUCAAAAUGGUACAAUUUCAUGUUCUACAAUAAAGAAGGUGCCAGAUGGGGCUCUGCAGCCAGUUAGAAGGCUCGGGCUUUAUUUCAGUGACCAAUAACUAGUAGAUUACUUUCUUACGCUCUCUUUGGAAAAUGUUGCUGCAGUAAACUCAAAUGCUAGAAGACGAGUCUCACUACACUGGUCGAUGGGCUGUGUGUUGUCAAAACCCUAAAAUGUUAAUGGAUAAUUGAAUAUCUGACCCCCUCUUGAUAACGUACGUAUCAUGACACCUAGUCUGUGCUUUCAUCUAGACUUUAACCACUAAUGCCAAUCCGGACUGAAUGCUAUAAACAAAGCUGGUGUUGAUUAUGUUACAGUGCUUUAAAAUGAAAAUGUGUUACAAGUUAAUGAGAAGCUUUUAAAUCAUUCAAGCUUAAAAAUGGACAAGGGCUUUUAGCAGUGUAAGUGGCUCGCCAAUUAAGCCCUCCGUCAUGAACAGACUGUUUUGUUUUUGUCUUAACUUGACCUUGUGGUCUGCAUGGUAUUUCUGGAUCCAUUGCUGUCGAUAUUUAAAGCUGAGUAAAGCAGCUGCUGACUCCAUAAAGGCAGAUGUCAAAGUGCUACUGCAUGCCAUGAUGUUUUAGUUGUAGUGUUUUUAAUUUUUUUAUAACAAACUCAAUUGCAUAAUACAUUUUGAAGUAAUUUUAUUAUGGGUAUUUUUUAUGCCUGUGUUCACAAAGGAGUCAAGUACUAGUAGAAACCAUGAACCACUAUUUUAAUGGGUGCUACUGUAAACAUUCAUAUGCUAGUCAGAGUGAUCCGGAUCAGAUUGGUGAUGGUUUGUUUUUCUCAUGUAAUAUGAUUAUUUUAAUGGUCAAUUCAAAACACACAAGGUAAUACUUUCUUUUAUUUUGACUACUUUAUACUGGACAAGUAUUUCCACUUUUCUUUCACAAGCCUUUUUCAUUUCUGCUCCUAAUUAUUGCUUCUCUUAAUGUUGAGAUGGACAGCCUCAGACAAAGCUAGGUCAUCAUUUUGGAUCACAACCUCUGUACCGGUCAUUUAAAUAAAUACAUUUCUGAUUAGAUUGGAUUCAUUUUUUAUAUCAUUUUUCUAUACAGAAGGAGCUUGUAUGUAAUUAUAUUAAUAACGUAAUCUAACAUUGAUAGACCAAAUAAAAUAGUGUUUGAGAAACUACCA